Molecule: messenger RNA, 666 nt
Organism: Aspergillus terreus NIH2624
Lineage: Eukaryota; Fungi; Ascomycota; Eurotiomycetes; Eurotiales; Aspergillaceae
Product: putative cysteine dioxygenase Cdo1
Exons: 5
Coding region: 1-666 (221 amino acids)
Biological process (GO): L-cysteine catabolic process
Molecular function (GO): cysteine dioxygenase activity; ferrous iron binding
Source: RefSeq, a predicted model, not a curated record
AUGCCCUAUCUCGAAUCUGGCAAUCUGCCAGCUUCCCCCGAUCUACCCUCGCCAAGCAACGCCUUCGAAGAACUAGUCCAAGAUCUCAGCGCAGCGCUAGGCCCGAGCUCCGGAUUGGACUCGGACGAUGUUGACCCCUGUGAGAUCCAGCGUCUGAUGGAGCGCUACUCUUCCAAUCCCUCUGAAUGGCUUCCGUUUGCUCUGGGGGAUCAUCAGAAAUCGUACACGCGCAACCUCAUCGACGAGGGUAAUGGGAAGAGUAAUCUGCUCAUCCUGGUUUGGUCUCCAGGAAAAGGAAGCGCCAUCCACGACCAUGCCAACGCCCAUUGCAUUAUGAAGAUCCUCAAGGGCUCUCUGCAAGAAACGCUCUACGCCUGGCCUGACCAAGACAAAGUCAAGCAGGGACAGAUAUCUCCUCCGCAGAUCACCAAAGAGACAGUCUACCACGAAAACCAGGUGACAUACAUGUCAGACAAGUUGGGUCUCCACAAGAUUUCCAAUCCUGAUCCCAACAACUUCGCCGUGUCAUUACAUCUAUACACGCCCCCUAACGCCGCAACGCACGGGUUUUCGGUCUUUGACGAAAAGACAGGCAAGGCACAGCAUAUCAAACAGUCUCAUUUCUACUCGAUAAGGGGUCGACGAUGUCCGGCUCUUAAGCCGUGA